GGUGCAGCAAGGAUGAAUAGAAGCUCGACGUGCUUUUGGAAAGCUGUUUCUUCGUUGUGAGUCCCUUUGAUAUUCUGUCCGGCACUAAGUUUCUAACACUAAGGUAGUUGUUUAGGCAGAAAAGGGUUAAAUAGCGGUGACACCUUGCAGUUUCCGGUCACAAUGACUAUGACGUCCUCAUUUAUUUGUGCCUCGUAUCUUUUCCCGCGCAAAUUAUUAUUAUUUUAAUUGGAAGACGACGAAGAAGAAAACAAGUCACAACAAAGACAAGAAAAGAAAAAACAAGAAGAAGACAAGAUGAAGGACAAGAGCCACAGAAGAAGCAGCAGUGGUAUUACUGGCAAAAGCAAAAGCAAUACUAGUAGUAAUAUUAAUAAUAAUAUUACCAGCAGCAUGACCAAGAGACCCGAAUGGGCCAACAUGCCAGUGCUGCCCGGUAUGAAGUUGGCUACUGGAAGUUCUACAGGAAGUUGUACUGAGGAGUAUGUGGUAUCUCUGGUAGUGGAAAUUGUGUCUUGCAGCAAUUUGGCAGCUUCAGAAUUUCUCAAAGUUCCUCUGGCUGAUGCUUAUGUAAAAGUCAAGUUGGCCACUACCGGUACCGGUACUACCAGCACUACUAACACUACCACCACUACCAGCAGCAACAACAAAAAGCAGUCACUUGACAUUCACAAAACCAAACCCAUUUCGCAAACCAACAACCCACAUUACACGUUGGAAUCCAAGUCUAGUUUUGUCAUUGACGGUAUGCCCGUGGCGUACUUGUACCAGGCUGAAGGAUUACUCUUCAAGGUCAAACAUGCCGGUGACAAGACAGAACUGGGAUAUCUACAUGUCACUCCCAAUGCACUCUUGCAAGCCACGGGACAAGAUCAAGUCAUUGAACUCAUUCAUCCAAAUACACUCUUACCGGGAGUCGCAGGAGCAUUGACUAUUCGAUGUAGACCCGCCGAAUCCUCCGAUGUCGAAUUUUACAAGUUCUGGGGAUACGGAUAUUUCAAGGAAUACAACAAGUACGAUCCGGCACACGACGACCCUGCAGCAACAACAAAGAGCAAAAAGAAAGACAAAUCGUCUUCCAAAACAACAUCAAAGCUGUGGAAAGUAUCCAUGUUUGGACCACACAAAAAGAAGAAAACGUCCAAACUCAAAAAAGAAACUCCACCCAACAUGGCGUCGGCCAUGGUCGUGGCGGCAUCCGCGACGGCAGCUGCAGUGGAACCGACAACGACCACGACCACAACCUACACCGCACCGGAAAUUGUCACUGCACCAUCCACCGAUGAUACCGUCGAUUGUUCCGUGCUCGAUGAGACGCCAGCAAUGAAAGAACCCGUUACGGAACCUCAAGGAGAAGGCAACGCUGCGACCACCAAGGAGCACGAAGAUGCGGAAAUCGGUGAAAGUGAGCAAACCAAAGAUGUCACCGUCAUGUCGGCACUCACAGAUGAUUACAACAACAACAGCAAUAUCGUCGUCGACGACGAAAUCACGACUUCUCAGCAGCAGCAAGAACAUCCUGCAGUGGACCCCUACAAGGCGGGAGAAGUCGAAGAUUUAGCCGAAGCUACAACAAGCAACCAUUUGAUGUGUCCCGACGACUGCUUCACGGGGAAUUGCGUCAUUCUCUAGCCAGCAAGAGCCAGAAUCGCUCACAGGAAUGCCUCGACAGCUCUGGUGGUUCUACUGGUAAACACUGACUACUACUACCGUACUAGUGCCACAUGAUCGUGUUGAUUUUCAUCUCGUCAAUUUGCGAACGUGGCUGCUGUCCAGACAUGAACCUUCGUGCGAAGAACAGGUGUUAAGGAUUGCUGUUGUUGAAGCAAGGCCCUUCACGAAAUCACGGUGCAAAGAUGAACGACGUGUUGUUGUCUGGAAGAAAGUUCUUUCGAGCUGCUGCGCUCAACUCGAGUAGUGGGGCCGCUAUCAACAAACCAAAGAAAAAAGAAGGCCUCGAUCUAACGUGUAAUCGUAAGAAUUGCUAGAUAAUCUCAUUGAUGGCUGAGCGCAAGCCUUGCACGCAAGUA
This is a messenger RNA of Seminavis robusta, 2030 nucleotides long. NCBI's taxonomy places the organism in Eukaryota, Bacillariophyta, Bacillariophyceae, Naviculales, Naviculaceae. The record is from the annotation of a GenBank genome assembly.